Molecule: messenger RNA, 3093 nt
Organism: Camelina sativa (false flax)
Lineage: Eukaryota; Viridiplantae; Streptophyta; Magnoliopsida; Brassicales; Brassicaceae
Source: RefSeq, a predicted model, not a curated record
AGAAUUUCAAAAUUUUAUCCUAGUAUAGCUCGAUCAAAUCAAAACUUCAAAAGCUUGUAACAUUGUUUGAAACAAGUUUCUAUAUUUAGAUUCGAUAAAUUCAUGUUGUAGUAAAAGGAAAAAACACGUCUUUUAUUUUCUUUUUAACAACAAUAUGCUAAACAUAGCUUGUUCGAGUAAUCCUCUCUGCCAUGAAUUUUUUCUAACUACUUCUGUUUCUCUUCCAGACAAAACAACGGAGAUUGAGAAGAAAGAAAAAAACAGUAACCUCAUUGUAGAGAAAACAAACUAAACAAAAUAGAAAGAAAAGAAAAGAAAAGCCUACCUUUAGAUUCUUGUCUUGCCUACAUUUUUUUUGCUUCUUGUUGUUCCAUGCAAGUCUUGUUUUGAGUUUCCAUGGUUAGGUUAUAGAGAAAAUAAGAUAUAGAGCUUCCAAUUUGUUUCCAGGCAUAAAAGUGAUCAAUCACCCUCUUGAUCUUCGCUCUUGCGAUUUUUCCUUGAGCCAGAGAGUUUAUACCCGUUGAUGUGUCAGCCAUGAACGGGAAAACUCGAGUUCUCUUUUUCCUCUUGCCUCUCACGCUUCUCCUGAUAUCUCCAACUAGAUGUAACGGUCAGGAUUUCGCGCUGGGCUGCGGGGCAUCAGAAGCUUCGACUGACCCAGACAAGAAAAAAUGGGAACCAGAUACAAAGUUUCUAAAGACAGGAAACUCAGUUCACGCAACAGCUACAUAUCAAGACCCUUCACUUCUCUCAACAGUUCCUUAUAUGACAGCCAGAAUCUUUACGGCUCCAGCAACUUAUGAAAUCCCGGUUAAAGGAGACCAAAGAUAUUUCCUCCGGUUACAUUUCUACCCAUCAACGUACACUGGUCUCAACAUUUCAAACUCGUAUUUUGCUGUGGCUGCUAACGAUGUUAUCCUAUUGAGCAAUUUUAGCGCUGAGAUUACGUGUCAAGCUUUGACACAAGCUUAUCUGGUUAAAGAAUAUUCUCUUGCACCCACCGCCAAAGAUGUUUUGAGCAUCACAUUUACCCCAUCAGACAAGCAUAAAGACACAUUCGCCUUUAUAAACGGUAUCGAGGUGAUUCAAAUGCCAGAACUGUUUGAUACGGCGGUUCUUGUUGGUUUCGCAGAUCAGACAGUUGAUGCCAAGACAUCAAAUCUUCAGUCAAUGUUUAGGCUUAAUGUUGGUGGUCAAGACAUCCCUGGAAGCCAAGACUCUGGUGGGUUAGCAAGAACUUGGUACAACGAUGCACCUUACAUCUUUAGUGCGGGUCUUGGUGUUACACUUCAAGCAAGCAACAAUUUUAGGAUCAAUUACCAGAAAAUGCCGGUGUCUGUAGCUCCAGCUGAUGUAUACAAAACAGCAAGAUCUCAAGGCCCAAACGGAGAUAUCAACCUCAAAUCCAAUCUUACAUGGAUGUUCCAAAUUGAUAAAAACUUCACUUACAUCUUUAGACUUCAUUUCUGUGAAUUCCAGCUUUCCAAGAUCAACCAAAAAGCUUUCAACAUUUACAUCAAUAACAGAACAGCGCAAGCAGAUACCACUCCUGCAGAUAUAAUAGGAUGGACUGGAGAAAAAGGAGUCCCUACUUACAAAGACUAUGCAAUAUAUGUUGAUGGUAACAACGGAGGUGAAGAGAUUACACUUCAGAUGACUCCAUCAACGUUUGGUCAACCGGAAUAUUAUGAUUCACAGCUUAACGGGUUAGAGAUUUUCAAGAUGGACACCAUGAAAAAUCUUGCGGGUCCAAACCCACAGCCGUCUCCUAUGCAAGCUGAGGCAGAGGUUAAAAAAGAAUUCAAAAGCGGAAAGACAACUGCUUUCAUCAUUGGCUCGGCAGGAGGAGUUGCAGCGGUUUUACUUUGUGCUUUGUGUUUCACGGUAUACCAAAAGAAACGGAGAUAUCAAGGAGGCGAUUCUCACACAUCAAGCUGGCUUCCUAUAUAUGGAAACUCCACCACAUCAGGAGCCAAAUCAACCAUCUCAGGGAAGAGCAACAACGGAAGUCACUUAUCCAAUCUUGCAGCAGGUUUAUGCCGUAGAUUCUCUUUGCCUGAAAUCAAACACGGAACUCAAAACUUCGAUGAUUCCAACGUCAUUGGAGUUGGAGGUUUUGGUAAAGUCUACAAAGGAGUUAUAGACGGCACAACAAAAGUGGCGGUNAAAAGAUCAAACCCAAACUCAGAACAAGGACUCAACGAGUUCGAGACAGAAAUAGAACUUCUCUCAAGACUAAGACACAAACACUUAGUCUCAUUGAUAGGAUACUGCGAAGAUGGAGGAGAAAUGUGUCUCAUAUAUGAUUACAUGGCACUUGGAACACUCCGUGAACAUCUAUACAACACAAAGAAACCACAGUUAACUUGGAAACGAAGGCUAGAGAUAGCAAUCGGAGCAGCUAGAGGAUUACAUUACCUUCACACAGGAGCAAAGUACACGAUCAUACACAGAGACGUGAAAACAACUAACAUCCUCGUAGAUGAGAACUGGGUAGCUAAAGUUUCAGACUUUGGGUUAUCAAAAACAGGACCAAACAUGAACGGAGGACAUGUAACAACCGUCGUCAAAGGUAGUUUCGGAUAUUUAGAUCCUGAAUAUUUCAGAAGACAGCAACUGACUGAGAAGUCAGAUGUUUACUCAUUCGGAGUUGUCCUGUUUGAAAUCUUGUGCGCAAGACCAGCGCUGAACCCAAAUCUGCCCAAAGAACAAGUGAGUCUCGGAGAUUGGGCAAUGAACUGCAAACGUAGAGGAACACUAGAUGAUAUAAUAGAUCCGAAUCUGAAAGGGAAGAUCAAUUCGGAGUGUUUGAAGAAAUUUGCAGACACGGCGGAGAAGUGUCUCUCAGACAGUGGAUUAGAACGGCCGACGAUGGGAGAUGUUUUGUGGAAUCUUGAAUUCGCGCUUCAGCUUCAAGAAACUGCCGACGGGACUCGUCGGACUCCGAAUCGUGGAGGAAGCUCCGAGGAUGUCGGCGAUGGAGGAGGCAUGGCGGCGGUUAACGUUGCCGGCAGAGACGACGUGAGUGAUCUUUCUUCGGAAGAUAGCAGUGGAAUCUUCUCUCAGAUUGUAAAUCCUAAAGGGCGAUAAGGU